Exophiala xenobiotica is the source of this 1295-nucleotide messenger RNA. RefSeq lists its product as uncharacterized. The record is from RefSeq and is a predicted model, not a curated record. Gene Ontology annotation, molecular function: protein binding; 6-phosphogluconolactonase activity. The transcript is spliced from 4 exons. NCBI's taxonomy places the organism in Eukaryota, Fungi, Ascomycota, Eurotiomycetes, Chaetothyriales, Herpotrichiellaceae. The coding region runs from base 132 to 1214 and encodes 360 amino acids.
UGGACACGUAUCGGGGUUGUCGGCAAGUCAACUCGGCAUCUCCAGUUUUCUUGCAUAGCGUCGAAGAGGAAUCGACUUGUUAAAGCCAUGUGACAUAUUCCUCACUGUAUGUUAACUCAUUGGUGCUGAAAAUGAAGCACCAUCUGAUGAUAGGGACAUGGACACCUCCGGGAGCAAUUUUCACGGUUGAAUUCGACGACGAAGCCUCGACUCUGAAGCUGGUGAAAAGGACAAGCAUUCCGGAAGAUGAGCCGAUAUCAUGGAUGACAUUCGACCAUCGACGGAAAAACAUCUAUGGAGCUUCCAUGAAGAAGUGGUCAAGUCAUGCCGUCGAGUCACCAGAUACUAUUUCGCACGAGAUCUCGCACCCAAUGAACCAUGAUCCUCGAGCCCAGGGUACCGACACCAGGACCAGAGCAAUAUUUGUUCUAGCAGCCAAACAGCCGCCCUAUUGCGUCUAUGGCAACCCAUUCUACGAGCAUGCGGGCUACGGCAACGUCUUUUCCGUCGAUCAGAACGGCAAACUCGACAAGAAUAUUCAAAACUACGAAUACAGCGAACAGUCGGCCAUCCAUGGUAUGGUAUUCGACCCGAGCGAAGAAUACCUUUAUUCGGCCGACAUGUGGGCGGAUAAGAUCUGGACGCAUAAGAAGGCCAGCGACGGCACCCUCACCCUUGUUGGCAGCGUCGAUGCACCCUCGGCCGGCGAUCAUCCUCGAUGGGUCGAAAUGCAUCCCAGCGGACAUUACCUGUAUGUGUUGAUGGAGGCCGGAAACAGAUUGGGUGUCUACGUGAUCGAUGAGAAGACUCAUCUACCAGUCUUCACGCAGAACCUCUAUCCUCUUGUUCCUCCAGGUGUCCGAGAUCUGAAGAAGAUGUAUAGAUCUGACGUCGUAUUUUGUUCUCAGAGUGGGAAAUACCUCUUCGCAACGGCCAGGUCCAACUCAUUCAACGUGACGGGGUAUAUCAGCGCGUUCAAACUUGGACCACACGGUCAGGUCGAGCGGCAACUGUGCAUCAGUCCCACACCCAACAGCGGUGGCCACUCGAAUGCUGUGAGUCCUUGUCCAUGGACGGACGAGUGGUUAGCUCUGACCGAUGACCAAGACGGAUGGGUCGAGAUCUACCGGUGGCAAGACGAGUACCUUUCGAGAGCCGCUCACUUGGAUAUCAAAGAGCCUGGCUUCGGUAUGAAUGCUAUCUGGUAUGACUAGUAGGGUUGUGCGGACAUAGAGCGAGUACAACAGGAGACUCCUUAGCUGUACCUCCAAUUUUGAAAAGCACAUCACGUUGCG